Ceratosolen solmsi marchali is the source of this 2098-nucleotide messenger RNA. It is a transcript of the gene nAChRalpha4, whose product is annotated as nicotinic acetylcholine receptor alpha4. Gene Ontology annotation, biological process: monoatomic ion transmembrane transport. The coding region runs from base 193 to 1923 and encodes 576 amino acids. The record is from RefSeq and is a predicted model, not a curated record. Gene Ontology annotation, molecular function: acetylcholine-gated monoatomic cation-selective channel activity; transmembrane signaling receptor activity. The transcript has 12 exons. NCBI's taxonomy places the organism in Eukaryota, Metazoa, Arthropoda, Insecta, Hymenoptera, Agaonidae. Gene Ontology annotation, cellular component: postsynaptic membrane.
GAGUGUCGGCCGUCGCUGGGACGUCAUCGGGAGACGCCGGGGACGAUCGGCUGCUGACUGGCUUAUGACAAAGCUGUGCAGAUGUAAUCCACGUUCGUUGCGUAUCACAUCUUGCACGUGACGAACAAAGUGAGCGCGCGAAACUCAAGCAGUCGCCGGCGCCCUGGAGUUCAGCCUUGGGCCCGAGUCAGGAUGCCCCCGACAAUCGGGGAAACGUUGCGCGUGUGGCUGCUCUCGGCACUGGUGGUGCACGGGGCCGUCGCCGGCAAUCCGGACGCGAAGCGGCUCUACGACGACCUGCUGUCCAACUACAAUAAGCUCGUUAGGCCCGUCGUCAAUACCUCCGACGUGCUUCGCGUCUGCAUAAAGCUCAAGCUCUCGCAGCUCAUCGACGUCAAUCUAAAGAACCAGAUCAUGACGACGAAUCUGUGGGUAGAGCAAUCCUGGUACGACUACAAGCUGCGCUGGGAGCCGAAGGAAUACGGCGGCGUGCAUAUGUUACACGUGCCCUCCGAUCAUAUUUGGCGUCCCGACAUUGUCCUCUACAAUAACGCGGACGGAAACUUCGAGGUGACCUUGGCCACGAAGGCCACCAUCUACCACCAGGGCUUGGUCGAGUGGAAGCCGCCAGCGAUAUACAAGUCCUCCUGCGAAAUCGACGUCGAGUACUUCCCUUUUGACGAGCAGACCUGCGUACUCAAGUUCGGUUCGUGGACCUACGACGGCUUCAAGGUGGAUCUGAGACACAUGGACGAGAAAUCCGGGAGCAACGUCGUUGACGUUGGCGUCGACCUCUCCGAGUUCUACAUGUCCGUCGAGUGGGACAUACUCGAGGUCCCCGCGGUGAGGAAUGAGAAGUUUUACACGUGUUGCGACGAGCCUUAUCUGGAUAUAACCUUCAACAUAACCAUGAGACGGAAAACACUUUUCUACACGGUGAAUAUCAUCAUUCCGUGCAUGGGAAUAUCGUUUCUCACGGUGCUUACCUUCUAUCUUCCCAGUGAUAGCGGAGAGAAGGUGACGCUUUCCAUUUCGAUUCUUAUCAGUCUUCACGUUUUCUUCCUGCUCGUUGUCGAAAUUAUACCGCCAACAUCGCUGGUGGUGCCGCUCCUUGGUAAAUACCUAAUAUUUGCCAUGAUCCUCGUCUCUAUCAGUAUAUGCGUCACCGUGGUUGUCCUUAACGUCCACUUCCGCUCGCCCCAAACCCACAAGAUGGCGCCCUGGGUCAAGAGAGUCUUCAUACACAUCCUGCCGAGGCUCCUUGUCAUGCGGAGGCCUCAGUACAAGUUCGAGCCGACGAGAUUCACGUCAACCAGGGCCCUCAUGAGGGGCAUGAGGGGCAGCAAAGAUAGAUCCUAUUACCCUUAUCAUUCGUCCUGUCAUGAUAUAAGCGACGAGCAUCUCACUCCCUCCAAGAGAUUCCACGGUCAUACUUCUUCCAAGGACGAUCUUUCACCUUCCAGCUUGACGGACGGAGCGCGUUUCGGUGGCAGCUGCCUGAUCCACGGCCCGAGCCUUCCACGACUCCCUCUUCACGCGGAGUGCGACGACCUGCAGGUGGCCGGGGUCGGCGAUGUGGCCGCGGCUGCCGUCCUCGACGACUCCAAGAGCCCGGUACUCCGGCCCUCCUCUACCUUCUCGCACUCCAAGUGCCCACCAGAGAUACACAGGUCGUGCAUCUGCGUGCGCUUCAUCGCCGAGCACACCAAGAUGCUCGAGGACUCGACCAAGGUAAAGGAGGACUGGAAGUACGUGGCGAUGGUGUUGGACCGUCUGUUCCUAUGGAUCUUCACCCUGGCGGUGCUGGUCGGCACGGCGGGCAUAAUCCUCCAAGCGCCGACCCUCUACGACGACCGAGUUCCUAUCGACAAGAAGUUCAGCGAGUUCGCGACGACGACGGUUGUCAAGUGUCCGCCCCAGUAACUGGCGUUCCGACGAUUAGUCACGCCCAUGCCCGACAAGAACCGGAUACGACGCCCUGACUCGCGUAACGAGGACGCGAGCGAGACACGUGAGCCGGACGAAAAAAAGCUCCCGAGGUACGCGUAUUACACGUCUGCCGCGACGUUACGUUGACGUGAUUCACGCUUUCAUUCGG